Cylicocyclus nassatus is the source of this 569-nucleotide messenger RNA. NCBI's taxonomy places the organism in Eukaryota, Metazoa, Nematoda, Chromadorea, Rhabditida, Strongylidae. The record is from the annotation of a GenBank genome assembly.
UGAUUUACUGCAUAAAUCGACGUCGCGUCUAUAGUGUAUUCAAAAGCUCUGUGGAAGCUCAAUUAAUACCUACAAUCUAAGUAUUUGUCUGGCUGUUGACUGUACGCUAAUGUCAGUGUGGUUUGAGAGGGAAAGCUUACUCGUGAAGAUGAUAAAGCUGGUCAACAGAAGAAACUCGAAGACGCGUUCGGAGCAAAUCCACGAGAAAAGGAAAAGGAAACGACAGCGAGCGUCACACUCAACAUAUCUCUCCUGCAUUGAACCCAUGCCCACAAUCACGGAAGAGGAAGAAAUCGAGUUUACAGUGAUACGAUUCUGAACAGCACCUACUGCAGGCAACGAGAAUGAAUGUCUCAUGUGAACAUGUGAUCAAACGUCAUUCAGAGUGUAAUGGUUUAUUACUUGCAUGAGUGAUGCGCACCACAGUGCUUCACGUAGUGUCAGUGAAGCUGCGUCAUGUUGUCGACCCCACCUCUUUAAUCCUUGAACAUGUCAAGGAAUCCAGAGAGGUAACUGUUAGUUUUUUAUGCAUGCCUCUUGCUCCUUCCUGCUCAAUUGAGUUUUGCAAG